Entamoeba histolytica HM-1:IMSS is the source of this 1293-nucleotide messenger RNA. Its product is annotated as p53-like protein, putative. Gene Ontology annotation, biological process: protein phosphorylation. NCBI's taxonomy places the organism in Eukaryota, Evosea, Mastigamoebida, Endamoebidae. The record is from RefSeq and is a predicted model, not a curated record. The coding region runs from base 1 to 1293 and encodes 430 amino acids. The transcript has a single exon. Gene Ontology annotation, molecular function: ATP binding; protein serine/threonine kinase activity.
AUGGAAGAAAAUGAAAUAUGGAUGAAUCAAAUAAUUAAACAAGUGAAUAAAAUGAGUAUUAUUCCACAUUAUACGAUUAAUAAAAUUCCUAUAGACAAGAAUGUCAUCUAUCUUAUAUAUGAAGAAAAUGAAAUAACGAUGGAAAUAAUAGAAAGAAUAGGAGUAAAAGAAUUUGAGAUAAUAAAAUAUGACAAUCAAGGAGUUAAUUAUAUAGUUGAAAUUAAAGAUGAAAAAAUGUUUAAUGAGUUUAAAAGAAAAAUGGUAAAAAAACAAGAAAGAGAAGAAGAUAAUAAAGAUAUAUAUAAUAUCAUUGAAAUGAUUAAUAAAAAAGAAAUAAUUAAUAAAAUGAUAAUUCAUAUUUCAAGUAGUAUUAAUAAAGAAAGAAAAGAAUAUAAUCAAAAAGAAAUAAUACAAGAAUUUAUAUAUUCAACAAAUGAUUAUUGUAUAGUCAAUUUAAAAAGAAAUAAUGAAAAUAUAAUUAAUGAUUUAAUGAAAAUACGAAUGAAUGACAUGUUUUCAAAAUAUUUACCAACAAAACCUUUUAGUUGUAUUAUAUUUAAAAAAUCUUCACUUUAUCAAAUUAUUCCUUUUUCAAAUAAACUUAAUGGUUAUAUUAUCACUAUUCCUCAAAAUUAUUUUUAUAAUCAAAAUUGUUGGGAAUUUUAUGAACGUCCUCCUUUUUAUUUAACAACACCUGCUACUAUUUUAUUAUCUUCUAAUUAUCUUAUAGGAAAUAAUUUAUUUAUUAGUAAAUGUGAAUGUCCUAUAAUUAAUAUUAAUCAUUUCUUUGCUUUUAAAGAAAGACGUUUAUCUUAUAACUCUGAUAUUUUAUGGGUAAUUAAUACUAUUGAAAAACAAUUGAUUGCUAAACAUAUUGCUUCGAAAUUUUCUCCUCUUUCUUUCUCUAUUUUAUCUCAACGUCUUUUUAUUCAAACUGAUAUGAAACUCCCUCGAACUCUUAAAAUUUCUGACCUUCUCACUUUAUCAUCUUCUAGAAUUGCUAUUCUUGAACCUUGGAUUGAUAAUCUUUCCUCUUGUGUUAAUACCAUUGAUUUUGUUGCUCUUCAACAUUGGUCUUAUUUCUAUACUUCAAAACGUCUUUUAUUUACUUCAUUGCUUUCUUCUCAUUCUUUUUCUCUUAAUCCUGACUCUCCUUCUUUUGCUACAAACGUUCAUCUAGCUCAUGAAAGUCUUUCCAAAUUUUUCUUUGCAAACUAUGGUUCUUAUCCUGAGCUUCAAUCCUAUCUUGUUUCUCAUCACUGCAAUUCUUUAUGUUCUUCUUUUCCUCUUUAA